Molecule: messenger RNA, 1575 nt
Organism: Symbiodinium sp. CCMP2592
Lineage: Eukaryota; Dinophyceae; Suessiales; Symbiodiniaceae
Source: the annotation of a GenBank genome assembly
AUGGCCAGUUCUCCGGUUUUUUUGGGCCAGUUCUCCGGUUCUCUGGGCCCUUUUGGUCUGCUGGAUCUUCGCGUCUGCAGUUACCACGGGCGCCCUUUAAGGCUGCGUGCCUGUCAAGACGGCCAGGAAAGCAUGGAGUGGGUUUGGGAAGGUGAACGCAUCAAACAUGCCCACAGCCCUUACUUCUUCGACCUGGCGGGCCACAACGUUACCAACUUGGGUGAUAAUCGCUACUCGCCAGACGACUAUGGCUGGCUUGGAUUCCCAGCAGUUCAGCUUGGAGCCCAAGACCCUUCAGCUUCAAGCGACCAAGAUUUCUUCAGGGAGAUCUUGGCGAGCCUGGAGAACCUCACCCAGUCCUUCGAACCUCUUCCGGCAACGGAGGUCCUGCCCGGUCUUCCACGUGAGCAAGAGAAUCUAUGCCCAGAUGGAUCCUUCGGUGAGCGAAAUGUGUGUCCAAUCGUGCGCCGUCGAUCUCGCACCGAUUUUUUGUGCCGAGGUGGCACCCUAACUUUGAAAUGUGUUUGGUUCCCGGGGUACUUCCUUGUCGUAGUGGGACCUACUCCAGAUGUCGCCGACUUGGGCAAGCUGGAUUACACCUGCUGCCGAGGGGAAAGCAACUCCGACGAGUGCGGAGACAACGUGAUUUGGUUUCCACUUGCUGUCGCUUUGAUUGUCCUCGGCGUUCUGGGUGUGCUGACAAGGAGCUUGAUGAUCCACUGCUACAACCCAAGCAUUGCCCACGCCACAGAAGCGGAUCUUCAGGUUCUUUGUCCGCAACAUGUGCAUGACGGCGCGGCCCUCCACAGAAGAGUGGAGCCAGCAAAGCGGGGGGUGAGCUUGGAGGACUUGCGCCAGUUCAAGCGGUUAGUGCAUCAUGCUGUGAAGUCAGGGAGCAUCAGGGCCACGGAUCGAGACCAGUUCGCUAUGUCAGAUGUAGCGAUGGGGUUGCGAAUUCUUGGCCACGAGGAGCCACAGGGGCUUACGUUUGCUUCCUGUCCAAUCCUCAAAAUCUGGUGCGUUGACGAGGCCGUUUUGGCGGCUUCUUGGGACAAGCCAAUUCGGCUUGCGAAGCGGCCUUUGCCGAAUCAAUGGCCUGGGGUACUUCGCGUGUUAAGCACUGGCGCCGCCGCAUUCGGAGCGGGCAUGUUGUACCCCCUAGCAGCCAUCACAUGGUACGGCAUAAGCCCAGACAGCUUCUCCUUGCACUGGGACUUGGAGUGGGCAUUCGCCUACGUGGGCGGGACAUUCGGUGCCUUUGUCGCGCUGACCUUCAAGUGUUGCUUCAGGAGGGCGACUGCGACAAUCCAAGUAGCAAUUCAUUGUAUGACCGUCUUCCUGGCACUUUCUGUGGCUGUCUUGGCCUCGUGGCACGGGCUUUGCGACAGGCAGAUCAGCUUGCUAAGGAUUUCAAAGGGGCCGUCAGGCAUGCCACGAGCUCUGAUACCGACGAUUUGCGAAGAAUUCUUCGCGAGAUCGUUGAUGGCAGCCAACGUUUCUACAGCGCAGCUCCGCUCGGUGGUGAACGUCACCGGUCACCUCAAAGACUUGUCACGGUUGGAGCAGAUUUCCUAG